Molecule: messenger RNA, 5691 nt
Organism: Podarcis lilfordi (Lilford's wall lizard)
Lineage: Eukaryota; Metazoa; Chordata; Lepidosauria; Squamata; Lacertidae
Source: the annotation of a GenBank genome assembly
AUGGGGAUAUAUUCAUCCCGAUUUGCGACAAUAGCAGCCACCACUUUUUUAUGUAUCUCAAUGGUAUUUGGGGUAAGCAUCUUCUACCUCUUUCUCACUAACCUUCUAGAUCUUGGAAAUGCAUGCAACAUUUUAUAACUAUUUUGUGCCAAUUUAGGUGCCCCCCCCUUCAUAAAAACCACAAGAAUUAUAGUUUUACAUGAGUUGUCUGAGUAUUAUUUUGAAGAGCAGUCCUACAUGUUAGCAUAUACUACCUGGCUUCUUGGAAGCUGUCCGAAGGGGUAUUUAAAAAAUCAAUUUGCAAAUUAGUUUAGAAUUUGAUUUUUUUGUUUAAAUAAAAUUUCAGUUGGUGAGAGCAAGGACUCUUACCUUUGUGCCUUUUGUUUUCUAAGGAGAAUGUGCCUUAUCUCUGUCCUACUACCACAGAAUUUAUAGUUUCCAAGUAUGAAAAAGGAAAUUAGUGCUACACCAGUUUAGGACUGUUGUAUAGCUAUGUCCAAAAGACUGCAAUCUAUACACCCAGGAUAGUUAACAUGGUGCUCUCCUGAAUUUGUUAGAUUAUAACUCCCAUCAUUCCCAAUAACUGAACAUUCUGACUAAGGCUGAUAAGAGUUGUAGUCCAACAACAUCUGGAAGCUAAACCAUCUCUGCACACUUACUUUACUGUUAAGUCCUGAUUUCUUUGAGUAGGUAUUUGCAGGCUUUCAUUCACCUCCUUCUUAUUUAAGAUCCUUGACACUCAUAUACACACACAGUUGUGGCAAACACUCACUGCGCUAUUGUUUUUACAUGGAUUCUUGCUUAAUGUAAGCUUGUAUGUGAACCUAAAGAGUUGCCCUGAUUUACUUAUUUUUUAAUCCCAAUAUGUUUCUGUGUUGCCACACGCUCUCUACACUUUGAUCUGUAAUUCUGAUUCCGCUCCCCUUCCCCCAUCAUAGAAUCAUGGGUUUGGAAUGAGCACAAGGUAUCAUGCAGACUGGCCCUUGCAAUUCAUAACUUUCUUGCACAAACAUUCACUAAUCACAGGUAGGUAGCCCUGUUGGUCUGCUGUAGUUGAACCAGGAAUCACAAGACAGAGAAACCAGUAGGAGAACAUUUCAGUCUCCCAGGACAUUCUAUACAAGAUCUCAAAGUAGCUGUCUUAUUACAAAAGAAUUUCAGAAAUAGACUGGAAAGGGAAGUUGCUGAAUUGUAACUUAUUACCAAACUUCAAACCAUGGAGAGACCUGGUCUGAACAGAGACAUUGGAUUCUUAUAUUAUUAUUAUUAGCCAUCUCACCCCUUGCUUUUUCCUGUAAGACCAAUUGCAGUUGUCAACAGGUUUACCACACCUAUCAGCCAAUCACCCAUUCCCACCACCCUUCUAAGUAAUACCCUUCCCCACCCUCUCACUAUAUAUAAGGGUCUGGUGACUUCUGUUUCAGUGUAUCUGAAGAAGUGUGCAUGCACACGAAAGCUCAUACCAAUAACAAACUUAGUUGGUCUCUAAGGUGCUACUGGAAGACAUUCACUAAAAAAAUAAGAAGAAACUCUAAAAUGCUAGUAUAGUAGAACCUACCUUUGGAGAAGCCAAAAUAAUGCCUCUUCAGCAUGUCUUAUUCCUCUUUAUGCUUAGUAAUUUUAUCUUUGUCGUUAUAUUCUUUAGAUUUUUAUUACUGAUUAUAAGGGGCGCAGGUUUUCACUUCUCAUUGGCUUUGCGGUGAGUGGUUUCAUCUGUGUCCUGUUAACCGUGGCCAUGGAACUGCAGGUUUGUAACUGGUGGCAUUUAGAGCUGAGAAUCGCUAAAUGGGCUGUCCUCUAGCCCACUUCCCCUAUAACACGCACUAUGUAACAGCUCCAAAGCUAGUGGGGAAGCUGGCUGUAGACGCAUCAGAACAUUUCCUUUCCCCAAAAUUAUGUAUACAAGCUGAGGUGAUUUGAAAUGGCUGUACUGUUGGUUGGUGCUUCCAACACCUCUGUUGUUUAGCAGUGAGUAAGGAGGUAAAAUCAUGGAAUCAUAGAACUAUAGAGUUGGAGGGGACCCCAAGGGCCAGCUAGCCCAACUCUCUGCAAUGCACGAAUCUGAUCUAAAGCAUCCAUGACAAAUAGCCAUCUCAACUCUGCUUAACAACUUACAGUCUUGCGGGCUCAAGUUCAAAUGUUGGCCGGUAUAAGUCAGCCUCGUAUGUUUAUAUGAAUGGAUAAGAAUGAGUAUAGUCUCCACCCUGUGAACAUUACAGUGGUACCUCUGGUUGCGCACACUCCGGGUUACGAGCUCCACUAACCCAGAAGUAGCCGCUCCAGGUUGCAAACUUUGCCCCAGGAUGCAAGCGGAAAUUGCACGCCGGAGGGACACAUGUGGCGGGAGGCGCCAUUAGUGAAAGUGCGCCUCAUGUUACGGGUGGUUUCCGAUUACGAACGGAACUCCGGAAUGGAUUCCGUUAGUAACCAGAGGUACCGCUGUACAUGGACGUUGCAUUCCAAGAUGACAGAUUUCACAGGGGCUCGGUUCUUGCUGUAUUGCACUCCUACUGCAUUCUGUGGGCCAGAAUUUUAAGGAAUAAGGGAUAGCAAAUGGAAAGAUGAGUUUUGCUCUUGGACCCAACUCCCGGCAGCUCCAACCAAUAUGAUCAAUGGUUAGGGAUUAUGUGAAUUAUAGUCUCGCAGCAUAAUUCUAUGUCAUGCUGGCCACAUGACCUGGAAAGCUGUCUGGAUAAAUACCAGCUCCCUUGGCCUGAAGUGAGGUGAGCGCUGCACCCCAUAGUCGCCUUUGACUGGACUUAACUGUCCAGGGGUCCUUUACCUUUUUAUGCACUUUGAGGUAUAUCAAAAAACAAUCAAGCAGUAUACAACUUUUAUGAAAUAAAGGGCACCUGACAAGAUCACAAGUACAUAACUGAAAUACAGUCUACUUUCUCCAACAGAGUGUCAUCUCAGAUAUGGGGUAUUUCAGCGUAAUCUUAAUCAUCAUAUUCCUUUUUGCACAUGGCAUUGGGCCAGGUAAGUGCUUAGAUGAUGCGUUGAGCUCUUUAGAUGAUGGGGGAGAGAUGAAUAAGUGAUCAAUGUAAGUGAUCAUAGUAGAAAGACACACAGCUAUGGGGAGUUGGUAAUUCACCAUAGAAGGCUAGGGAGUUACUAUUAAUGUUGCACUCCUCACAUAGAGAGAUUCAUGGCUGCCUGUCUGCUGUGUGUGAUGUGGCAACCUGAGUUAGAUCUAACUUGAACGUGGAGAAGGUUGUUCAUGUGAGAUGUGUUGCUGAGACCUGGGUGGGUGAGCUAGGAGAACCUGAUCACAUCCAGAUGUGCCUGUCAAGAUACACGAUGUAGCAUGAGCACAGGCUGCAGGUGUUGGGGGGCGAUGGAGAGGGAGGAGUUGCUGUGAUUCAUAGGACACCCAUCCAUCUUGGAGCUAGCCAUGAGAGCCAGCACCUGGCAUCAGGCCGAGGAGAAAGUACCCUCCACCCUGCCCUCCCCAGUGCAGAAGAUGCCAUUCUAUACUUUGGCAUACCAGAGAAGUAAAGACAAGGCAGUGACACAGAGGAAAGUAAGAGCAUGUGGUUAUUUUCACUUGAUAUUUUGGUAGCAUUUGAUACCAUUGACGGUGGUGUGACUUGGUGAGAUGGGCAUUGGAGACAUUCUUUUACAGUGGUUCUACUCCUCCUAUUUCAGAGCCCUGGGUGAUUAUCUCUUGGUCCCCUGCCAAUUGUGCUCUGACAUCCUGCAGGGUACCAUAUUUUCCUCCAUGCUGUUUCCCUAUGAAGCCAUUGUGGGAAUAGUCAUUAGCAGAUUUGGGAAGAGCUGUCCAAUUUCCAUUUCUCUGUAAUAUCUGUAUCAGGAGAAGUCUGCAAAACCCUGCACUGGCACCUUGACUCAGUAGAGGUCUGGAUAAGGAUCAGUAAACUGAGUUUGAACUCUCCAAAUAUUGUGGGCCAUGCCAUCCAUUUUCUGAAAACCUCUAGGAUGGAUUACUGCAAUGCCUUCUUUCCCAGAGUACCGAUGAGGUUGGGCUGGAACCUACAACUAGCACAAUAAGUAAUGCCCCAACUGGUCACUGGUGCAGUCUUUCACUACCCUGUUACACUGCUACUAAAGGGAUUACACUGGCUGUUGUUUAGCUACAAAGCUAAGUUCAAGGUGUUGGUCCUGGUGUGCAAAGUCCCAUACAACUUGAGAUAAGAAUGCCUAAGAGAUCAUCUCACUCCUUAACGACUGUGCUCUGAAGACAGGGACUAUGGCGAUCACACAGGGUUGCUGGACGUUUAAUGGUCUAUUGAUUCCUGUGCCACCACUGUGCUCUCUUUACUGCUGCCACCAACCAGUUACUCUCUGGUAAAACACUGAGUCCAGUCAGUUGUUAAAAGUGAACAACCCCCCCCCCCCAAGUUUAUUUUACAAACAUUAACAAGUUUAUGGUUUCUCAGAUAAUAUACCUGUCAGUAUCUUAACUUUAGUUUCUUCACUGGCCUAUACCUUCCUAAUACCUUCUGACUGAUUAUCUCAACUGUUUGACUGACUCCUCUUAACAAAUUUUCUCCCUCUCUCACACCAGACUAGCCCAACCCAACCCACAGACUUAUCUUCUCUGUUUCUCCUAACUCCAGACUGUCUUUUCAACAACUCUAAUUCUAACUCACUCUCUAAAAAAACCCUCUGUGCUUAAACCUUAUACACAGCUAACUCUGCCCCCUGGGUUCCCAUUGGUUAGUCAUUUUACAAUUAGUUAACUCUUUCCCUAUGAACCCAGUAUGUUGUCACACACAUAGGAGGGCAAACGCCACAGGGACCUAUUGCAAAUACCAUCUCAUCAGGAGGUCUGUUCCCUAUGAUGUCCGAAUCUGACCUUGAGUGUGGUGCCACCUUGCCUUUGGCAUCCUCUCCCAUCACUCAUCAGCAAGGCACCAUAUCUUGGUUGUGUUUUUGGCACCUUUUGAAGACCUUCCUUUUUCACCAAGCCUUUUAAGUGGAGAUCUUCAUCCUAAUUUGCACCUGUAUUGGUUUUGAAAUUACGGGAUUGUCUUUAGUUGUUUUUAUUGUGGCUGUUUUUACUGUGAAAUUGAUCUGAGAUGUCUCACUGGAAGCAGUAAUAAACUGAAUCAAGUAAAACAAUAACUAGGAAAGAUCAAUUUUCAAGGGUGGGGGAGUAUUAAAUUCCUGGAAUCCUUUCUAUCCACCAAAGGUCCACUUCCAUCUGUGCUAGUGGUGGAGCUCUUCCUUCAGUCAUCACGAUCUUCAGCCAUUGUGAUUGCACAAUUUUUGCAUUGGCUCCUAAGCUUCGUCGUAGGACUGAUUUUCCUUUACAUAGAGGUGAGUGAUUUUGAAGGUAAUUUUGAUGAGGAGUGCAGACUUUGCUCCUUACAACCAUUAUUCCCCCAAAAAAUAAUGAGGGGAGCUGGGUGGAGCCAAGAAGGAUAUAUGGGUGUUAUGGAUGGAUGGAUGGAUGGAUGGAUGGAUGGAUAGAUAGAUGAUAGAUAGAACUCUACAUUAUACUCAUGUCUGCCUCUUUCUCUCCUUCCCUGCCCCCAUUUUCCCCAUCUCUAGAUACAUAUUGGGCCCUAUAGCUUAAUCUUUUUCUGUCCAUUUGGUUUCGCCAUCUUUGUUUAUAUAUUCAAGUUCAUUCCAGAAACCAGAAACAGAACCUUUGUGGAAAUCAGGGGGAAAGUGAACACGCGGAAUCCCAGGAGGGUACAUUUCAAGAUGCCAUCGCCCAAGUAG